Messenger RNA from Momordica charantia (bitter melon), 1052 nucleotides. Its product is annotated as inorganic pyrophosphatase 2-like. NCBI's taxonomy places the organism in Eukaryota, Viridiplantae, Streptophyta, Magnoliopsida, Cucurbitales, Cucurbitaceae. Gene Ontology annotation, molecular function: phosphatase activity. The record is from RefSeq and is a predicted model, not a curated record.
UUCCAGACAUUUUCUCACGCUCAAAACUACCGGAGUUCACAGAAAAAUGGCCGGAAUCAUCGUGGUUUUCGAUUUCGACAAGACGAUCAUCGAUUUGGACAGUGAUAAUUGGGUGGUGGACGAGCUCGGCGCCACCGAUUUGUUCAAUCGUCUCCUCCCUACAAUGUCAUGGAACUCUCUCAUGGAUCGGAUGAUGAUGGAGCUUCACGCACAAGGAAGAACCCUCCACGACAUCGCCGAGGUCCUCAAACGCGCUCCGAUUAUUCCCAAUGUCGUUCCCGCCAUUAAAUCUGCCCAUGCCCUAGGGUGUGAUUUGAGGAUUGUGAGUGAUGCGAAUCUGUUUUUCAUCGAGACGAUUUUGAAUCAUCUCGGAAUUAGAGAAUGCUUCUCGGAAAUCCAUACGAAUCCAAGCUUCGUCGACGAACAAGGAAGGCUGAGGAUUUCUCCUAUCCAUCACUUCCACGAAUCUCCUCACAAUUUCUGCCCUCCAAACAUGUGCAAGGGCAUCGUUAUGGAGAGGAUUCAGGAUUCGUUAAUGUCGGAAGAGAAGAAGAAGAAGUUCAUCUAUUUGGGGGAUGGAAGCGGCGAUUACUGCCCUAGUUUGAAGCUCAGAGAAGGGGAUUUUCUGAUGCCGAGGAAGGACUUUCCAAUAUGGGAGUUGAUUAGCCAAAAUCCUCUUGUGAUUAAGGCCGAAAUUCACGAAUGGAGCGACGGAGAAGAGCUGGAGAGGAUCUUGCUGAGGUUAAUCAACACCAUUUCAAUGGCGGAAAAUGCCCAAUUCUUUUCGCCUCAACAUAUGGCGGUUCCUGCGCACGAGGCCAUGGCUUCGCCCGCUCCCUGCUCAGCAAUGGUGGCCAAUUGAAUCAAAUUCUUCUCCUGUAUUUGAAUAUUAGUGAAUAUAUAAUUUUCGUAAUCGCCGAGCAAAACAACUCUUUUUCUGUUUCUCCUCCAUUUUCCUCUAUCUUGUUCGUGAAGAAACUAUGUACCACGUUUGUAAUUUAGUUUAAAAUAUUUGUAAUUGGGAUGUUUCACUCACAGAUAAAUUGGUCUAA